AUGACACGAUACAUAUCUCUGCUGCCUGGCCAAGACGAUCCACACAUUCAGAUACCGUUGUCCCUGAAGCCCAUAAUCACAUUUAUUCUUCGCGCCAGAAACACUCCCUCGGGUCCCGCGCCCCCCACCGUCUUGGGGCUAGCUAAGCUCCUGAUAGACUUUCUUAGUCUUAGUCCCUUUUACGGACUCCCCCUUCUCCCCAACCAAAUGCCACUACACAACUGGAGACAUCACAUCUUCUGGAACCAUAUGCUAGACACUAGACCCGUGUCCCAUCCACAGCACAGCGUCUUGUCCCCCCCGUUCCUCCGACUUUCCAACGUGCCUCGCUGUCUCUUCAUCUUGCUCUCAGGCCCUCUCAGCUCUUCCCAAAAUCCCGCUAUAUUUGGUGUCUCUCUCCCGCAGUUCUUCACUCUUUGCCUCGUCCGCAAACAUCUAGACUUAUUCGCCCUUGCCUUUUACCUCAUACUACGUACUUAUCUGGCCUCCUACCUCGAAGUGCCGCACAGCCUGCCUGACGGACUUGGAAACGGCUUGCCGUACAAUAGCACUGCCGCAGCCCAGACUUACAGUCUACGAACCCUCGCGCCUCUGUCUCCGACCCAUUGUCCGAUCAUAUUAGCUGGAAUAUCAGACCUAUUCGAGAAUGUCUACUACAAAGAGCGCCAGCAUCGACGCCGUGCAGACUCUCCCGAGGAAGCAGACACCGCAAGUGAAGGCGGAAUCGAAGUCCCGCCAACACCAGCUGAGAGUUUUACUUCCGAAGAUGGAUUACUCCCUCCUGCCUACAUGAUACCGAAACCAUGGACACGGAAACGUUCCUUCAUCAUGUGCGGCGCUGUUUGGUUAGCCAUGCUCUUGAUAUUUGUCCUUCUGAACCUGGUACUAUUCGUAGCCCGCGAGGUCUGGGAUACGGCAUCCGGGCAGUUUGAAAGCGCGAGCAUCGUUGAGCCGAUUCCAUGCCACUCUCAUAAUGACUACUGGAGAAAAAGACCCAUCUAUGACGCUCUCCAGGCAGGAUGCAUUGGCAUUGAGGCAGACGUGUGGCUCAUGGACACCGAGUUAUUCGUUGGCCACAACAAGUGGUCUCUGCGUCAGAAGAACACCUUCACGAGUCUCUACAUAGACCCCCUCGUUCGUCUGCUUGAGGAACGGAACGCGGACCUCGGAAACAUCACACAGGAAUCGCCUCGGGGCAUUUAUGAGGCAAGCCCGGAUCAAACCAUGGUUCUCUUGGUGGAUUUGAAGACGAGCGGCCCGGAGACUUGGCCGGAGGUGGUCCGUCAGUUGGAGCCCUUGCGAGAGCGAGGCUGGCUGAGCAAAGUCAUCGAUGGCAAAGUCCACUAUGGGCCCAUCACCGUCGUCGGGACAGGCAACACUCCUUUCGGUAUGGUCGUCGAAAACACGACCUACAGGGACACGUUCUUCGACGCUCCCCUCCUGAACCUAGACCGUCACAACUUCGAUCUUACCAACUCCUUCUACACGAGCGUAUCGUUCAAGAAGGCGCUCGGCACCGUUUGGUUUGGUGACCUAUCAAAGGGCCAAAUGGGGAAACUGAGAGCGCAAAUCAAAGAAGCCCAUUCUCGCGGCUUAAUGGUCCGGUACUGGGAUCUCCCAGCAUGGCCAAUCAGUAUCAGAAACCACGUAUGGGAUGUGCUUGUUCAAGAGGGCGUUGAUAUCCUAAAUCCUAACCGGAUAGGGCUUCGUGAGCUCCUCCAGAGGCACACCCCCCUCUUCGGAGUCAGAGCCACGCUUGCCGGUCGACAAUAUCUGGAAUGUUGGCGGGAGCAUUCUCCCUGCUCAUAUUGGCGUGUCGCUUCUCGAGAGCUGAGACACUCGAUGCUGGGAGAAUACGAUAUAAACACCACAACCACUACCGAUCUCCUAUUCAAGGCCGGCCCAUGGGCCAUCGCACAAAACUACCCAAAAUCGAUGUACAACGUUGUCAGAUUAACUCCUUUCUCGGGUAGGACGACUUCUCCGAGAACGUCCUUCACAUACGGCUACUUGGAGUCGCCUUGUCUACACCAAAUAGUACACUUAGAAAAUUUUCGGACGUGCCCAUUACUAGAAGGUGUUUACCAACAUACGUACAAUGAAUGGGUUGGCGCAAGUUGCAUUGCAGUCAACGCCGUUUACAGAGCGGUCCGGGCGAUAACCGCCGAGCUGACCGAUUCCGAUCCGUGCCAAGACUCGGGUGCGAUGGCUUCGCAAUCUUCCUCCCGGCCACCGCCGUUCAUCAUAUCUGGUCGGGAUUUGCAGGCGAUUUGUGGUGCAUCGGUUUUUGCCUUUGAAGCCGAAAUACCGUGUUUUCUCCGGCGGGGAGGCCUCGGCAACGGCGAACAGGACGACGCAUCUUAG
Molecule: messenger RNA, 2364 nt
Organism: Colletotrichum lupini
Lineage: Eukaryota; Fungi; Ascomycota; Sordariomycetes; Glomerellales; Glomerellaceae
Exons: 14
Coding region: 1-2364 (787 amino acids)
Biological process (GO): lipid metabolic process
Molecular function (GO): phosphoric diester hydrolase activity
Source: RefSeq, a predicted model, not a curated record